Molecule: messenger RNA, 1989 nt
Organism: Alternaria arborescens
Lineage: Eukaryota; Fungi; Ascomycota; Dothideomycetes; Pleosporales; Pleosporaceae
Exons: 1
Coding region: 1-1989 (662 amino acids)
Source: RefSeq, a predicted model, not a curated record
AUGGCGUCGGCAGCUCCUCCCAGGCGGUUCAAGGUCGAGCCUAUCGAGACGACCGUCUCGUCCUCCAAGGACAAGGCUCCAGCAGACCAGCCAGAGAGGCCGAAACCACGAAGAUUCGCACCACAGCCAAUAGAAACAACAACCUCGAGCUCUAAAUCUAGCCGUAGAUUUGCCCCCGAGCCUGUUGAGACUACCAAGCGAUCCAACCGUCGCUUUGCUCCCGAGCCAAUAGAGACAACAACACGGAGCAGCCGCCAGAAAUUUGCCAAGGACUGGGAAGAACAGACGUCCCCCACGGGAAAGUUCAAAGCAAACCCUAUGGAAGCUGUUGCAAUCAGUAAUGGUCAGUUCAAGGGUGCGCUAAAGCCACCUACAAAGAAAUUCAGGCCACAAUUGAUUGAGACUGCCCAGAGGCAUCGCAAAGCAGGAGACGACAUGCCCACUCUACUACCAUCGGACAAGACUGAGGCCACUCCAGACUCAGCGAUAAGUGCCCGGAAAGCAAGGAUAUUGGGAAUACCACCCACACCGCCAACAAACACACCGACUUUUGAUAUUACCCAGAACCCUUUGUUUUUGGAGAUACAACGCAACGCCUCACCGUGUAGACGCCGGUCGUACUUUAGCUGCUCACAACACUCGUUCCGUGUUCCAGACUUAGACCCGAUUGAGUCUUCAGAGUCUGAAGCGUCCGCCCCGCCAUCACCCACAGAGUCACCACCUUACACCUCGGAUCAUUCAUUCAUGUACAAAGAGGCUACUCGACGACGAGAGAGUGUCGAUGAUAGUUCUGCCGGUUACCUACUUGAGCUGGCAGCUAAGGCUGCUGAGAAGCAGCUCCGAGAACAGGCCUUGGCUGCAUUCCCGAAUAGCGAUUUCCACGAGCCUGUGGCCCAUUACGUGGAUCAUGAUACAGAAGGCUCGGAACCAUCUGUUACCGAGGCCAAGCAGCAGCAGCAGCAGCGGGAGUCGUCUUUCACACAAGUUAAUUGGGAUCUAGUGGCUAUGCGUGAGUACCGAGAGAAGCAAAUAGCCGACAAGGAGAAGCAGAAGCCGAAAGAAUAUAUCAAGCCUGCCUUCAGUCCGUUUGGAAACCCAGCCGGCUUCCUAGAUGCUGCCACAGCCAAGAAGUUUGCGAAUGAGCGGAAAGAUCCUGAAUUGGAGCGUCAACGUAAAGAAGCCCGACCUCCAAUGCUUGGUCAGGAUAUCAAAUUUCCGCGAUGCGAGUCGCCGGAGCCAUCCCGCUUUGACCCUACUCAAGGGUGUGAUGCAGUUAGGACAGCUAUGUGCUACCUCUCUGAACAGUCCAAGGCUGCGUCCGAAAAAGGGGAAAGUCUUUGGUGUGGCAAAGGCAAUGGCAGACAAACAAGUACAACACCUUCACUGUGGUCUAACGCCAACAGCCGAGCCUCGAGCACUACAGGAUUGUGGGGUGGGUUUUGCGUCAAUGGUGGAGACAAGUCCCCACGCGGGCCGACGGGUCUACUCACCCCCCACAACGAGAAGCCAAAUCCUAUGUCGCCUUGUCCAACGCCUUCUACGAGUCUUUUGCCACCUACACCUCCUGCAUCUAGCUCUGGCAUCACUUUUGAAAACACUGGCUUCUCAGGUAUAGAUGAGAAGCUCGCUGUCGAGCAGUCCAUCGAAGAGGAAUUCGGUGACAACUUUGUCACUCAAGUGUAUAACUACCUAUCACUUGGAUACCCGUCAAUGGCCCGUCCAUUCGACGAAGAACUUUCAAAGAUCUCUCACAUACCCAUUUCCGAGCUGAGACAAGACGACCACCUUGCAUCUUCCCGCGGUUACAUUCGUCUUGGCAAAGACGGCAACCUGAAGGACACCGAGAUUACCGAGGAGACGUGCAUGCGCUGGCGCGCUCUACGUAUCUACAUUCAAGAGUGGGCCAGGCAGCAUCCCAACAUGUCCGAAGACGAAUUUAUGGUUGGUGGGCGUGGCACUGCCGUCAGGAAAGGCAGUUGGGCGCUUUAG